Candida tropicalis MYA-3404 is the source of this 1287-nucleotide messenger RNA. RefSeq names its product Ssh1p (gene SSH1). Gene Ontology annotation, molecular function: transmembrane protein transporter activity; ribosome binding; signal sequence receptor activity. NCBI's taxonomy places the organism in Eukaryota, Fungi, Ascomycota, Pichiomycetes, Serinales, Debaryomycetaceae. The record is from RefSeq and is a predicted model, not a curated record. Gene Ontology annotation, biological process: post-translational protein targeting to membrane, translocation; SRP-dependent cotranslational protein targeting to membrane, translocation. The coding region runs from base 1 to 1287 and encodes 428 amino acids. Gene Ontology annotation, cellular component: membrane; Sec61 translocon complex. The transcript has a single exon.
AUGAAUAAAGGAACUUUAUUUGAAUUGGGUUUAUUACCUGUUAUUACUUCAGCUUUUAUUUGGCAAAUUUUAGCUGGUUUGAAAUUAAUUAAUGUUAAUUUCAAAUUAAGAUAUGAUCGUGAAUUAUUCCAAACUGGUCAAAAAUUAACUGCUUUUGUUUUAAGUGCUGUUUUUGCUACUGGAUUGAUUUAUUCGGGAUAUUAUGAUAAUGCCAUUAGAGGUUAUGAUAUCUUGAAAGGUGAUUCUCUUCCAUAUGGUUCAUAUUUAAUUAUAUUUUUACAAAUUACCAUUUGGUCUUGGAUUAUCACCUUGAUUGUUGAAAUCUUUGAUAAAGGAUAUAGUUUUGGAUCAGGUGUUUUAAGUUUCUUGGCUAUUCAAUCUUCAAGUGAUUUUAUUGGAAAAGUCUUGGGAUUGGAAAAUUUCCCAAUUAUUAACUCAAAUAGAUAUGAAAGUUAUGGUGCUUUGUUGAACUUGUUUAGAAAUUUCUCAUUAUUCAAUCCAUCUCAAACCAUUAAUCAAAUCUGGCACUCAUUUACUAGAGUUCAAUUACCAAAUUUGACUCACUUCUAUAUUGCUUUAUUGAGUAUUUUGGCUGUUAUUCUUUUACAAAACUUCCGUAUUGAAUUGCCAAUUAGAUCAUCUAAAGUUAGAGGAAUGAACAAUGUUUAUCCAAUUAGAUUGUUGUACACUGGUGGUUUACCAGUUUUGUUUGCAUUCACUGUUGUUGCAAACAUUCAAGUUUUGGGAUACUUGAUUAUUUCCAUUGCUAACAAAUUUGGAAUUUCUGAAAAGAUUACUUCAUGGUUUGGUAAAUAUGCCCUCAACACAUCUUCAAACAACUUGGUUUUAUCAUCUGGUUUAUUAAACUAUUUCUCAGGUUCAACUUCUAUUUUGUCCACUUUGAUUUCUCCAAUUAAAACCACCAUUUAUACUGUUUCAAUCAUUUUAUUAUCUGUUUGGUUCUCCCUUAAAUGGAGUUACAUUUCUGGUGGUUCUCCAAAAGAUAUCGCCAAACAAUUUAAAGAUCAAGGUAUUUCAUUAUCUGGUAAAAGAGACAUUUCAAUUGCUAAAGAAUUGGGAAGAGUUAUUCCAGUUGCUUCAGUUAGUGGUGGUUUCCUUUUAGGUGUUAUUGCUUUAGUUGGUGAAUAUUUGGGUGGUUUAGGUAAUGGUGUUGCUGCUAUUGUCGGUAUCACUUCUACUUUUGCCAUCUUGGAAGAAUUCAUGAUGGAAUACCAACAAUCUGGUGGUAGUAACGGACAAUUCGCCAAUGCCAUGUCUGGAUUCUAA